AAGACGCUGGGGCCUGCUCCCCACAGCCUUUGGAGCAGAUUGUGGACCCUGCGAGCCCUAUGUCGCUGGCCCCCCAGGACCCAGAAGAUGCCAGAUGGGGCUCCGGCCAACCCCAAAGGGUACAGGAAGAAGGGGCUGGUUAGACACCCCCCUGGGAGGAGGGACCCAAGGCUCAGGACCUCUUCAAGAACCUCCAGAUCUCGCCUGGGGAUGAAGAGUUUCAUCAUCAUCACCAUCCUGGCUGGCAGCGUCCUGCCUGCGGCGCGCAGCAGCCUGCUCAACCUCAAGUCCAUGGUGGAAACAGUCACCGGGAGGAACGCCAUCUUGUCCUUCGUGGGCUACGGCUGCUACUGCGGGCUGGGGGGCCGCGGCCUGCCCAUGGAUGAGGUGGACUGGUGCUGCCAUGCCCACGACUGCUGCUACCAGAAGCUCUUUGACCUGGGCUGCCACACCUACGUGGACCACUAUGACUACACCAUCGAGAACAACACUAACAUUGUCUGCAGCGAGCUCAACCAGACCGAGUGUGACAAGCAGACAUGCGAGUGUGACAGGAGCGUGGCUCUGUGCUUCCAGAAGCAGAUAUACAGGGAGGAGCACCGCAACUACCUCAACAUCUACUGCCAGGGCCCCACGCCCAGCUGCAGCGUCUACGAGCCGCCCCCCGCACCUCCCUAGGUCCCCCGGG
Messenger RNA from Dama dama (fallow deer), 688 nucleotides. RefSeq names its product phospholipase A2 group IIF (gene PLA2G2F). The transcript has 5 exons. Gene Ontology annotation, molecular function: calcium ion binding; phospholipid binding. Bases 88 to 678 code for a protein of 196 amino acids. Gene Ontology annotation, biological process: lipid catabolic process; phospholipid metabolic process; negative regulation of T cell proliferation. NCBI's taxonomy places the organism in Eukaryota, Metazoa, Chordata, Mammalia, Artiodactyla, Cervidae. The record is from RefSeq and is a predicted model, not a curated record.